Penicillium malachiteum is the source of this 1011-nucleotide messenger RNA. RefSeq names its product glyceraldehyde 3-phosphate dehydrogenase GpdA (gene gpdA). Gene Ontology annotation, biological process: glucose metabolic process. The transcript has 4 exons. The record is from RefSeq and is a predicted model, not a curated record. The coding region runs from base 1 to 1011 and encodes 336 amino acids. NCBI's taxonomy places the organism in Eukaryota, Fungi, Ascomycota, Eurotiomycetes, Eurotiales, Aspergillaceae. Gene Ontology annotation, molecular function: NADP binding; oxidoreductase activity, acting on the aldehyde or oxo group of donors, NAD or NADP as acceptor; NAD binding.
AUGGUUCCCCAGGUUGGUAUCAACGGCUUCGGUCGUAUUGGCCGCAUUGUCCUCCGCAAUGCCAUCAACGCCGGUACUGUCGAGGUUGUUGCCGUCAACGACCCCUUCAUUGAGGUUCACUACGCUGCCUACAUGCUCCGCUACGACAGCACUCACGGCCAGUUCAAGGGCACCAUCGAGAUCUACGACCAGGGCCUGAUCAUCAACGGCAAGAAGGUCCAGUUCUUCGCUGAGCGUGACCCCUCUGCCAUCCCCUGGGGCUCUGCUGGUGCCGACUACGUUGUUGAGUCCACCGGUGUUUUCACCACCACCGAGAAGGCCUCCGCUCACUUGAAGGGUGGUGCCAAGAAGGUCAUCAUCUCUGCUCCUUCCGCUGAUGCCCCCAUGUUCGUCAUGGGUGUCAACAACACCUCUUACACCAAGGAUGUCGCUGUCCUCUCCAACGCCUCUUGCACCACCAACUGUCUGGCUCCCCUCGCCAAGGUCAUCAACGACAACUUCGGUAUCGUUGAGGGUCUCAUGACCACUGUCCACUCCUACACCGCCACCCAGAAGACCGUUGACGGUCCUUCUGCUAAGGACUGGCGUGGUGGCCGUACUGCGGCCCAGAACAUUAUCCCCUCCUCCACCGGUGCCGCCAAGGCUGUCGGUAAGGUCAUCCCUGCCCUUAACGGCAAGCUGACCGGUAUGUCCAUGCGUGUCCCCACCGCCAACGUCUCCGUUGUCGACCUCACUUGCCGCCUCGAGAAGGCCGCUACCUACGAGGAGAUCAAGGCUACCGUCAAGGCUGCCUCCGAGAACGAGCUCAAGGGUAUCCUCGGUUACGUUGAUGAGGACAUCGUUUCCAGCGACUGCAACGGUGACGACCGCUCUUCCAUCUUCGAUGCCAAGGCUGGUAUUGCCCUCAACUCCAACUUCGUCAAGCUUGUCUCCUGGUACGACAACGAGUGGGGUUACUCUCACCGUGUUGUUGACCUCAUUGCCUACAUCGCUGGCGUUGAUGGCCAGUAG